Messenger RNA from Myotis lucifugus (little brown bat), 1111 nucleotides. RefSeq names its product serine protease 38 (gene PRSS38). NCBI's taxonomy places the organism in Eukaryota, Metazoa, Chordata, Mammalia, Chiroptera, Vespertilionidae. Gene Ontology annotation, biological process: proteolysis. Gene Ontology annotation, molecular function: serine-type endopeptidase activity. The transcript is spliced from 5 exons. The coding region runs from base 1 to 1020 and encodes 339 amino acids. The record is from RefSeq and is a predicted model, not a curated record.
AUGGUGAGUCCAGCGGGCUCCAGCCACCGCACCCCGGGGGCCUUCAGCCUCAUGGCCACCCCGCCCUCCUGCGGUGGUGCUGGGCCUGGAGCUUCGAGCAAAGCCUCGGGCCUCCUCCUGCUGCUGCUGCUCCUUCUGCCCCACAGGCACCGCGACAGCGAAGGGAUCACCUUGAGCCAGGAUGUGGCCUGUGGCCAGCGUCACAUGCAGGGGAAGGUCGUAGGGGGCGUGGACGCCCCUGAGGAGAAGUGGCCGUGGCAGGUCAGCGUGCACUAUGGGGGCUUCCACAUCUGCGGUGGGUCCAUCCUCAAUGAGUACUGGAUCCUGACAGCAGCCCACUGCUUUAGCAAGGACAGGCGCACUGAGGCAUUUGAUAUGUACGUGGGCCUUGUGGACCUCAAGCUCGCAGGCCAUCAUACCCAGUGGUUUGAGGUGAAUAAGAUUAUUAUGCAUCAUACAUAUGAAGUGUUCCACCCUAUUGGAGGUGACGUCGCUCUGGUGCAGCUGAAAAGUCCAAUUGUAUUUUCUGACUCUGUACUCCCCAUCUGCAUUGCAACCCCAGACAUGAACCUUGAGAACCUUACCUGCUGGGUUACAGGAUGGGGACUCAUCUCCCAAACAGGUGACUCCUCAGACCACCUGCAGGAGGUGCAGAUGCCUCUGAUCCCAUUUGCCUUGUGCCAGUUGCUUUAUGGACAGACAUCAUACAUUCUGCCAGACAUGAUAUGUGCCGGGGACCUCAGGAACCUGAAGACUGCCUGCGAGGGUGAUUCUGGGGGCCCACUCGUCUGUGAAUUCAACCACGUCUGGGUGCAAAUUGGAAUAGUGAGCUGGGGCCGCGGUUGCCUGUUCCCUAUGUAUCCUGCAGUUUUUGCUCGAGUCUCCCAUUUCUCCAUAUGGAUCCAUCAUCAGAUAGCACUCACACCCCUACCUCUUCAGCCGCUCCCCACCCUUUCCUCCUCUCUAGGGGCCUCCAUCCAUGUCCUGAUGACCAUGAUGGCCUUCCUGACAAUGUUGUGAGGGCAAGACCCCUACCCUGGCUUCCUCGUGCUGCAUGCCUUGGUCCCUGCCCAUCUCAGCCCAAGUCUCCAGGCAUCUGAGUGAGGUGAGG